Molecule: messenger RNA, 1095 nt
Organism: Dipodomys ordii (Ord's kangaroo rat)
Lineage: Eukaryota; Metazoa; Chordata; Mammalia; Rodentia; Heteromyidae
Product: progestin and adipoQ receptor family member 9-like
Exons: 1
Cellular component (GO): membrane
Molecular function (GO): signaling receptor activity
Source: RefSeq, a predicted model, not a curated record
CCGGCCCCGGCCCCGGCCGCGCUGCUCCGCUGGGACCAGGUCCCCGAGGACUUCGUGGAGCGCUUCAUCCUGUCCGGCUACCGGCGGCCGCCCAGCUCGGCGCGCGAGUGCCUGGCGUCGGUGCUGCGGCCCACCAACGAGACGCUCAACUUCUGGACGCACUUCAUCCCGCUGCUGCUCUUCCUCGGCCGCUUCGGCCGCCUGCUGCUGCUGGGCCCCGACGCGGCGCCCGAGCCGCUGCCCUUCCACCACCCCGGCCUGCUGCCGUUCUGGUGCUACGCCUCGGGCGUGCUGAUCACCUUCGCCGCCAGAUGCGCCGCGCACGCCUUAGGCAGCGCCUCGCGGCGCAUGCGCGCCGCGCUCUUCUACCUGGACUACGCCUCCAUCAGCUACUACGGCUUCGGCAGCACCGUGGCCUACUACUACUACAUGCUGCCGGGGAUGCGGCUGCUGGACGCGCGCGCGCUCGCGCCCUACGUGCGGCAGCGGCUGGGCUGGCGCGUGGAAUGCGCGCGCGCGCUCGCCGCCUACCGCGCGCUGGUGCUGCCCGUGGCCUUCGCGCUGGCGGUGGGCUGCACGGCCGCCUGCUGCCAGAGCCGCGCGCGCCCGGCGGCGGGGGCGGCGGGCGCGGCGGGCGCGCGCGCGCACCCGGCGGAGCUGCGCACGCUCGUGUUCACGCUGCCGCUCAGCCUGGCCUGCCCCAUCGCGCUCGAGGGCGCGCUCUUCGACCUGCGCGCGCGCGACCCCGCGCUCUUCCUGCGCUUCCACCGCCGCUACCUGUGGCUGGCGGUCGCCGCCUUCUUCAACGUCAGCAAGAUCCCCGAGCGCCUGCAGCCCGGCCUGUUCGACGUGGUGGGCCACAGCCACCAGCUCUUCCACAUCUUCACCUUCCUCAGCAUCUACGACCAGGCGCACUACGUGGAGGACGGCCUGCGCCGCUCGCUGCGCCGCGGCCCGCCGCCCGGCGGCGCGCCCACCUUCGCGGGCACCGUGGGCGCCAUGCUGCUGCUGCUGCUCUGCCUCGGCCUGGUGGUGCGGGGGUUCCUGCGGCAGGGCGCGGCGCGGGCGCGGGCCGAGCGCUGCGGGGACCAGUGA